Molecule: messenger RNA, 5893 nt
Organism: Nezara viridula (southern green stink bug)
Lineage: Eukaryota; Metazoa; Arthropoda; Insecta; Hemiptera; Pentatomidae
Source: the annotation of a GenBank genome assembly
UUUAAAAAAUACUAUCAAGGUUUCUCUAACUUUCAGUAGAGUGAUCUCGAUCGAUUUGAAGGCGUCGGUGUUAAGAACCUUCUAAGUUUCAUAACCUUCCUAGUUGACAGCCUCUUGAUGUUGUCUAUAGAUAUUCCUUGGGUUAUCAGUUCUGGUAAUGGAAUAUUUAAAUUUAUUCCAGUUGGUUAGUGGAAUGAUUGAAGAUAACAAGUCUCUAUAGUCUUUUAGUUGAAGACUAUAGAGCAUCAAGGCUGUACCAAAUUGCAGAAAUUACUAUAUUUACUAUUUUGAAAACAACCUGCCAAAAUGUCCAGCAAAAGAAAGAACCCUCGUUUGAAGAUUUCAGUUCCUGAUGAAGCACCAGCAGUUGCUCCACCUCGUAAUUUAGAUAAAAGAACCACUAUUACUAUUGGUGAUAAAACUUUUGUUGUUGAAGCUGAUGAUUUAGAACUAAUUAGUAAUUUGGGACGAGGUGCAUAUGGAGUAGUUGAUAGAAUGAGGCAUAUUCCAUCAGAGACUGUAAUGGCAGUUAAGAGAAUUACAUUAACAGUUAAUACUAUUGAACAGAAGCGAGCUCUAACUGAUCUGGAUAUUAUUAUGCGUUCUUCAGAUUGUAAUCACACUGUUCAAUUUUAUGGUGCUUUAUUUCGUGAAGGAGAUGUUUGGAUUUGUAUGGAAGUAAUGGAUACAUCUCUUGAUAAAUUUUAUCUUAAAGCUAAAAAACACAAUCUUUCAAUCCCCGAAGCAAUUCUUGGGAACAUAGCACUAGCAGUUGUUAGUGCUCUUCAUUACUUGUAUAGUCGUCUUCAUGUUAUACAUAGAGAUGUAAAGCCCUCUAACAUACUUAUUAACAGAAAGGGAGAAGUAAAAAUGUGUGAUUUUGGGAUUUCUGGUUAUCUUGUAGAUUCAGUAGCCAAAACAAUUGAAGCUGGAUGUAAACCUUACAUGGCUCCCGAAAGGAUUGAUCCAAAUGGGAAUCCUUCACAGUAUGAUAUACGCUCAGAUGUUUGGUCGCUCGGUAUUUCAUUAGUGGAACUUGCCACUAGUGAAUUUCCAUAUGCUCGCUGGUCUAAUCCUUUUGAACAACUCAAACAAGUUGUCAAAGAUGCGCCACCGAGAUUGCCAUCAGGCUCUUCUUUUUCACCAGAAUUUCAAGAUUUCAUUGCUUCCUGCCUUCAAAAGGACUUCACAUUGAGGCCUUACUAUAGUCAACUUCUGGAGCAUGAGUUUUGUACUCGGCAUCUUAACUCUCCAACAGACAUUACAACGUUCGUUGAAGAAGUACUUGACUUACCUGAUCCAUAACUGUUUCACAGUUACCAAAUUAAUAUUGGUUUAAUUAACCUCAUGUGACAGUCUGUAUGUAGACUGUUAGAUUCAUUAAGUUAGUUUAGGGUAAAAAACAUCACGUUAGUAUGUAUAAGAUAUUUAAAGUGUGCAAUACGUUAGUGGUAAUAACCUAAAACCUAAUAUUAGCACACUGGUACAAAUUUUAUAUAUAUAACUACUUGACAAUAACCUUGAACAUUAUAGUUUACCUAUUUUGUAUUUAAUAAACCAAGGAAAUAAAUAUAGGUUGUUAACAUUUAAUUGUUACACAAAAAUUAUAUAUUUAUUCAAGUACUUUAAAAAAGAAAUUACAAUAUCAUGACAAUUCCAAAAUAUGUUUGUAAUUUGUAUUUAAACAUCUUAAAAAACGAUAUGUGUGUGAAUAAGUAUUUAUUUUUUAACUUUCUAAUAUCAAGGUUAUUAUUAGUAAUUAGAAGCAUAUUAGCGAUUCACUUAAUUUAAAAAUCUUAGAAUAAUAAAGCAAAUGAGCUUAGUUUUGUAAAACUUACCAUUUGAUUAACCAUGGAAAAUCUAAAAUAGAUCUAUGGCCAUUAAUAAUAGACUGUGAGAUUUAUUUUCUUAAUUUGUUUUUUAUUAUAACUCAUACUAAAAUUAGAUUGCAUUGCAAGAAUUAUUAUGGUGGUGUAGGUAUACAAUACAAGAAAUUAACCUUUACCAGCCGAUUUUGAUCGGUUUGGCUCUUUUUCCUGCAUGAAAAAAAAAAAAAAAAUCUAUACUAAGCCUCAUUUCCACGGUUACAGUUACCUAGAUAGCAGCAACUGUUGCAUCCAUUGCCAUGUUGCAAACUUAAUGACAUUUGCUGUUUUGGCUGUACUAUUGCACUUCCAAGUAUGUGAUAGCUGACAGUAUCUUCUGGAGGUGAAUAGCUAUUGCCACAUUAACUGCCACGUGUUGACACCUAUCAAUGAACUGUUGCGCCUUAUCUUACCUAAUCAACUUUAAUAGUGAUUGUGCAGGGAAUCAUUGUUCUCGUGUAUUGUGUUUCAAUUAUUUCGUAACUUGAAACUGAUUCUAACAUUUUAUUUUAUUCCUGGAGAAGGAAUAAAAAGUAUGUAAUUUACUUUGCUAAGGCCUAGUUUUUUAGCACUUAUUAUAAAUUUCUUUAAUUUUUUGGUGUUUAGAUUACUUUUAUUAAUUUAGUUUACUUUAAAUUUUCUAUUGAAAUUAAGUUUCUUGAUUUUUGAAAAAAAUAUAAAUGAGUUGCCAUUGUUAAAAUAAUCAUGGCAUCAGCUGUUCGUUCAGUUGUGUAAUGCUCAAAUAGCUGUUCUAUAUUACAAAUUGUUUUCAAAUCUCAGCAUGUAAUGUAGACAAUGACACUACGAUUAUGUCCUUGUAGUGACAUUUCUACCAAAACACAAAACUGUCUCCGUGUAAACGAGGCUUUAAUGAGUCAGAUGGUUAAUAAUUUAUUACAAAUCAAUCAGGUCAUUUUACAUAUAUUAUUGUGUAAUAUAAAGUCACUAAAAUGUAAUAAAAUAUUUGUUUGUUUCAUUUGAAAUUUGUUACUUUAGCAAUAUGCUACAAAGAUAUGUUUGCUAUCUUUCAUGACUAAUCAGGUACUUAUACAUUAUCUUAUAAACCUUAUGCUAGAAUGUUAUGACCUUUUUUUUAAAGUUCUUUUAUUUUAAAAAUGAAAUACACUAGAGUUCUACUAAUAGAGGCUGGAUAGGAUCAGGCCCCAUUCAGGUUACCAUAAGUCUGGAUGAAAUAGAAGUAGCUAUAAAUUUCAUUUCAUAAAUAUUAUAGCAAUUUGUUUUCAUACUUUUUUUUACAAGCAUUAUAUGUUAAUCUAAAUCUUCCACCUGAGAUUGUGUUAAAAAAAAGUAUCUUUGUCACAAAGCAUUUUUGUGAUUAAAACUCAAAAUUAUUUAUUUUAAAAUGCCACUGGAUAAACCAUGGAACAUUGAUGAAAUUAAGAAUUUCAUAAAAUAAAUAAAAGUUUCUGCAAAACAUAUGAAUACUUAGUCUUUGCAGAAUUCACCAGAACAAAUAACUAUUUCAACGUAACAGAGCUAAAACAGAUUAACUGGAUGUCCGGAAAAUUAGAGUCUGAAUUAGCGGAACUCUUAUUGUAUAUGACAACUAUUACAAUAAAAUCCUUGGCCAAAUUUCCAUAAUGACAUUCCUAAUCUUUAAGUUCCAUUGAAGGUAGAUUCUAUAUUUUAAUAAUUUUUAGCCUAGAAACUCAAGGAACAACAAAGAAGCAGGACUUAUAGAGAAAGGUUGUAGCAUGAUGGUCUGUGGGAUUAUCAGUUUAGUAAUUAUUAUGUAUUAGUUUCAACUGACAAUUGUUAAUGGUUAACUGAUUUUGUAUGCAAUUAAUAUAAAGUGCCCAGCAGCUUCUUACGUGCUGAAUGAAAAUGCCAGUGAAUCUAUGACCGUUGAAUUUAUUUGUAUGCCAGUUAAUUGCUAACUGACUCAAAUGGUAUACGAAAGUGGUAUACAUAGUAUGUUCAUAAAUGUAUACCAUAAAUUGAAAUUGUUAGCUGUCGGCUACGCUGUAUAAACCUCAGUAAUAUUAUUGCCUAUUAACUUUUUAAUUAUUAAUAUUGUUUUUAUUGAUUGCUCUUUAAUAAGAUCAAUAUUAGAUUGAUACUAUUUUUGAUAAUUUAAAAGCUCACUUGCUCUCAUUUAAAUGUAUGGAUCAUUGAUUUAUUAAAAAAUCAAUCAAAUUAGCAAGUGGUAAUAGUUUUUUUUUAUUACAUUUUUAAUACAAUUAUGAUUCAAUGAGUUAUUUUCAAAAUAAAUGCAAUUUUAAAUAAUUCAUUAAAGAUUAUAACAUAAAUAAAUAAAUAUAACAUAAAAUAUUUUUAUGUUAUUAAGAACUCGUUGUGUUAACAUUGCAUUACUACAUUUUAAUUAGAUUGCUCAAGUAUUUUCUCUGUACUUGCUUUAACGCCACUGUCAUUUUAGGUUUAUUAGUUCAUACCAGAGAUGGGAAAAAUUGGAAUCAAUGAUUACAUGAUUACAACUGAAAAUAAAACCUAACAACUACUCCAAUUUUUUUACUUGAAACAAUAGUACUACCAUUAUAGCAAAAAUGUGACACAAUUACCUGAUUACAUUAGCAAUCGAAAACCUGAUUACGAUAGUAAUCGUUAUUCACAUAAUCAAAAUUACUGUAAUCAUUGAUUAUGAUUAUGCCCCUCUAUGGUUCACACCUAUAGAGAACAAUGCUUAAUUUUAUAAGUUCUGUAUCAUUCUUUGUUAUAUUACUGAAAAAUAAGUAUAUGUAUCCUGAGUAUUACUUAUGGGUAUGGGUCUUGUUUUCUUAACAUAACACUUAAUAAAUUGAUUUAGUCCUUAUAAAUUGGGAUUUAACAUUUUAGAAAUGUCUUACGAGGUAAGGCAUGAUGAAAGUAUGCCUACUGAGUGAAACACCAUUCACUAGAAAACUUAAUCGAAUGAAUGUUCAAAACACUACAUAUAAGUAGUUAUUAGGUUAAUACUUUUGACACUGAAUUAUAAUAAUAACCAUGUUAUGCUGGUUUUUAAUAUUUUAUUUCUAUACAGUUAAACUUGGUCUUGAAAAUAGAUGUGCUAUAUAAUACAUUUUAAGUUUUAAUAAACUGACACCUGUAACAUUCAUUUUUAUGGAAUAUUUUGAAUUAAUCUAUCUUAAUAAUCCUCCUGACUACAUAUUAUAUAUUAUGUAAAAUUAAAAUCGCCACCAAAGUAAGGUGAAAAUAGUAGAGAUAAACAGAAACCUUACGGACUGGAAAGUUGCAUAUAUUUUGAAAAUGGCCACAAUACUUUUGAAAUGAUCAGCUUUUAUUGGAAUUUUAUUUAAUAAUGUGAUCAUUUCUUAAGUUAAUAUAAGAAUUUAAGUAAAACACUAUAAGCUUUUAGUAACAUUUUUUGUUAGGCUGUGAAACAUUACAGCUAUAUUUUUUUUGUAGUAUUGAUUUUUUUUUUAAUGUGGCAAAAAGGAAUUCAAAUAAAUAACACCUAAAACUAUGUCAUUAAUUUUAUUUUUAGAUGAUAAUACCUGUAGUCUCAGUGAAUAAGUGUUUAAAUAAAUAUUCCAACUUUUUGGAUAAUUUUUUAAGUUUGUUUUGCUUUAACAAGAAAUAAUUAUUUAAAUUUUUAUUUUAGGUAUCCUCACAGUUUUCCAUUUUUCACUUUGGUAUUCCAUAUUUAUUUUUCAUCUAGAUUCCUUCCAUAUUAUAUGAUUAAUUUUGUAUGUGUAAAAAUGCAGAAAAAAAAACUAAACAUAUUUUUACAGUCAGAAAUAUUGUUCAAAAACUGUUCUUUGCACUUAUUGGUUCAAAUUAUCUUAAGUAAAAUUAUGAUAUAUUCACUGUAGCAAGAAAUUUGUAAACUCAGAUACUAACAUUAGUACUUUUAUGUUACUAUUUCUAUAUACAGAUGAGUCGUGUUAGUCUGGACUACUUGGGACCAGAUUCCCAAUGAAACUUCUGACUAAAUGUAAUUUCCUGUAAAAUGCACAUUAUAAAAUAUUUUGGUGAUUUAUUUUUUUUCCUCAUUAAUAAACCUUUCUUCACCUUAAGUUAUAUAUCAUAUAAAUAGAUCUAAGUUUUCA